Molecule: messenger RNA, 1588 nt
Organism: Conger conger (European conger)
Lineage: Eukaryota; Metazoa; Chordata; Actinopteri; Anguilliformes; Congridae
Gene: fhl1a
Product: four and a half LIM domains 1a
Exons: 6
Coding region: 103-993 (296 amino acids)
Biological process (GO): muscle organ development
Molecular function (GO): transmembrane transporter binding
Source: RefSeq, a predicted model, not a curated record
UGUGGAGCUUGUACCCCUGCACCUCUGUGGAUAUUACAUCUAUUCAGCUCUGCUCGCUUGUCUCUCUCGCUCUUUCCCUUGCUCUCUCGCCUGGAUCCAGACAUGUCCCUCUACCGGCAUUCAGGGCCGAGGAGCUACCUCAGCUCCACCAUGACUGACCGCUUCGACUGCUUCUAUUGCCGUGACAACCUGCACGGGAAGAAGUACAUAAUGAAGGACGAUAAGCACGUCUGCGUGCGCUGCUUCGACAAGCUGUGCGCCAACACCUGCGCUGAGUGCCGCCGCCCCAUCGGCGUCGACGCCAAGGAGCUGCACCAUAAGAACCGCUACUGGCACGAGGGCUGCUUCCGCUGUGCCAAGUGCUACAAGCCGCUGGUCAGCGAGCCCUUCUCCGCCGUGGACAACAAGGUCAUGUGUGAGAAGUGCAGCGCCCGGCAGGAUGGCACCCGCUGCCAGGCCUGCUACAAGGUGGUGAUGCCGGGCACCAAGAAUGUGGAGUACAAGCACAAGGUGUGGCAUGAGGAGUGCUUCACCUGCCUGACCUGCAAGGAGCCAAUCCGCUCCCAGAGCUUCCUGACCAAGGGAGAGGACAUCUACUGCGUCCCCUGCCAUGAGAAGAAGUUCUCCAAGCACUGCGCCUGCUGCAAGGAGGCCAUCACCUCCGGGGGGAUAACCUACCAGGAUAAGCCCUGGCACUCCGAGUGCUUUGUGUGCGACACCUGCCGCAAGCCCCUGGCCGGAACCCGCUUCACCUCCCAGGAGGACAAGGUGUACUGCGUGGACUGCUUCAAGACCUCCGUGGCCAAGAAGUGCUGCGGCUGCCAGAACCCCAUCACAGGUUUUGGCAGGGGGACCAACGUGGUGAACUACGAGGGGAACUCCUGGCACGAGUACUGCUUCAACUGCAAGAAGUGCUCCCUGUCCCUGGCCCACAAGCGCUUCGUGCUCAACGGCGAAGACAUCUACUGCGCCGACUGCGCCAAGAAGCUGUGAGCGCCGCGCUAACACGCUAACCAAGCCGCUAGCGCGAGCCGCCUGCUUCAGAGCAGCAGCUGAGAGGCGGGUCAGAACAUAGGGGUUUGGUAAGAGAGUCACACACACACACACACACACACACAGCUGUUUGGCUGGCUCUUUCCGUGCAGACGCAGUCAUUAACCUUUGAAUAAACUUCAGCCUACUUUAAUAGACUAUUUACCAUUUGCUUUGUGGGCAUGCAACAUUCAGUACACAGCUUUUGAGAGCUUAGCAUAAGAGUUAAAUUCCUUUUGGCCUUACUUGGGGACUAAUCCCGAUAUGUGCCUUAAUGGGGGUAUUUUAAAGAUAAAAUAGAAACAGUAAGCACAAGGGCUGUGGUUUUAUUGAUGCAAAUAUUCACCUUCUGUGACCUAACAUUUAACUAUUUAGCAUAAUUGUGGGCCUGUUUUCAAUCUCUGGCUCGCGUUUGCUUGCUAUGUAGGUUCCAGAUGAUUCCGCCUUCUGGAGAAAAAGAAGAGUCAUUUCCUUACAGCAUGUUGCAGUGGAAUUUAACAUUGUGGAAAUGUAAAAUCUGACUUACAAAAAAAAAUAAUAAAAGUGGUGAAAACUA